This is a messenger RNA of Malassezia sympodialis ATCC 42132, 888 nucleotides long. RefSeq lists its product as uncharacterized. Bases 1 to 888 code for a protein of 295 amino acids. The record is from RefSeq and is a predicted model, not a curated record. The transcript has 2 exons. NCBI's taxonomy places the organism in Eukaryota, Fungi, Basidiomycota, Malasseziomycetes, Malasseziales, Malasseziaceae.
AUGAAGAAUGGCGAGCUCGCGAAGGAAUGGCCCGAGGACCUGCGCGACAGCGCGGCGCCCAGCCACCAGCCGUUCGGCUCGCAGUACUGGCUGCGCAGUGGGCACGCGGCCUGGUGCCCGCCGCCCACCCCGGUGCAAGUGGUGAUCUGGUCGAGUGCGACGAAGGAGAAUGUGAACCGCAUGGUCGAGACGAUCAUGACCAAGCCUGUGCAGCGCGGUCUCCUGCAGCGCGUGUGGGCUCGCGAGACGCUCGUGGUGCCCCGCCUGCUCGGCGUGAAGGUCGACACGACGAAGGACCUGAGCAUCGCGUGGGACGAGCUGAACCAGUGGGAGCGUCACCUGUGUACGCGCAGCACACCACUGAGCGCGCCCUCGUUCCUCUCUCGCGCGCGCGCCGAGGACCGCCUCCUGCACUUCCGGCAGGACCGCCGCGCAUGCGAGCGACGCCAAAAGCGCAAGGAGGUCGGUGGCGACGUGCCCAGAGCGUUCGCGAACGUGUCUGACGAGCUGUUUGCCGAGACGCAGUUCCGCCUCAGCGACGACGGCGCGCACUCGUCGUACGGCCCGCUGCUGGACGAGCCGUUCGGACCCCGGAACACCGUCCUGCUGGACGACAGCGCGAAGAAAGCGCGGUGCCAGCCGCUCAACCACAUCUGCAUUCCUGACUAUGGAAAGUCCCAGGCGCAGCGCUACCGUGAGUACACGUCGUCCACUUCGUCUGACGUGGCCGAGGAGGACCUCGACGACUACCUGCUACAGUUCGUGGGCGUGCUGGACGCGCUCCUGCACGUCGACGACGUGACGCAGUGGUCGCCAGAGGAGCGGGCCCAGUGGGUCGCGCGCGGCCGCGCGGCUCUGACGCGCCUGUGCAUUCCCAUAGUCCCGUAG